This is a messenger RNA of Physella acuta, 5641 nucleotides long. RefSeq names its product leucine zipper putative tumor suppressor 2 homolog. The record is from RefSeq and is a predicted model, not a curated record. Lineage: Eukaryota; Metazoa; Mollusca; Gastropoda; Physidae.
GUUCACAACAGCGGGGAAAAAAUGGGCAACGUUUAAAAGUGUCCGAGUUUCUUUUUAUUUUUCAUCUAGUCUAGAUCUACCCAGAUCUACGUGAAGCUGUUGUGUUUUCAUUACGACGAUUACGUCUUUCGCUGGAUAAUUCUGUGACCAUAAUUUUGUGAUGUUUAAAGGGAAGUAAUUUGUCUCGUAAGGACUGCAGGCUUUAAGUCAUGUCCCUUGUUGUGGAGGGAGGGAUCAACCUUGCCAUGGGAGAGACAGAAAGCCGUGAGGUCUACAGCCCAGCCUCCAGCUACUCCACCUUCUCACAUGAGGUCAAGUACAUCUUUGACCCUGAGGAGGACAGCCAAGACCAGUAUGCAGAUUACUCACACAUAACACCUCGAGCCAAGCAGGGCUACCUCUCGUACACCCCUCGGACACUGAGCGCCACCUCUCCCAUGUCAGGUAAAGAGAACCAGACCCCGCUAGCCAUGAGAGAAGAGCAAGAACCACUGCAGGCAAACUCUAGAACAAACAGCGUCAUUUCCUCUGGUUCACGGGACAGGGGACCCAUCAGUCCUCGCAUGGAGGAGGUUCUGUACUCCUCAACAAACUAUGGCUACGGGCAGCGCAAGUCUGCCCCACACCCUGAGCACGCCCCCAGGGAGAAGGCCUACUUCAGCCCUGUCACAGAGGCCCCAUCCUACCCAUAUGCUAAACAGGCGUAUCCAGGUUGGAAAAACAACAGCAACAAAAUAAACAGCCACAACAACAACAAUAACAAAGUGAACAACAACAAUCUGCCACAGUACCAGCAAGGCAUGCACCAGAAGAACUCAAACUACCACCAGGAACAGAGCAAGCAGAACUGGUCUGGCGGAGCAGCGCCUGUCAACACCUUCCAGACACACCACCCAUUAAACAACCUCCACAGCAACUACCACUACCAUCAGCCUCACCCUCACAACCAGCCUAACCACGAGCCACCGUACCCGCUCCCGCCCCGGUACAACCACCAGCACCACAUGAGGAGAAAAACAUGGUCGCCCCCCACCCUGAAGAUGAGCCUGCUCAAUGCUGGUUCUCAGGGCUCACGGGUCUGCUACAGCAACGACUCCAUAGACUUUACUGAGGAACCUGGUGUAGAACGCAAGAGCCAGAGUUUUUCAGAGGACCUGGAUGUAACGCCACCCAAACUGGCGCCAAUCAGCGGAGUACUAGCCCAGAAACCUGGGCCAAACCUGAUCAAGCCUAUAGCUUUUAAACCGGUGCAAGUGAGUCCAGUGGGCCAGUCAAACAGGAGAACAUCAGGGCUAGAUGAGCACCUUGCCAGCUCUCAAGAAAUGACCAGACCCAAUGCCAUGAAGCUGGGGGUCAGCAUGCUAGGGGUCAGGAGCAGCCCCGACUCCCAGACAAGCAAGACCAACCCUGGGGCCUUCAACUCCAUGGCCAAGAGCCAACACCAUGCCAGCCCUGGCCAACAGGGCCACCAUGCCAGCCCUGGCCAACAGGGCCACCACUAUGGCCCUGACCACCACUACCCAACAUCCCACCCUUCCAGUGUCAACAGUUCUCACAGUGGUUCUCAACACAAUUCCUCCUCGGGAUCUUACCAUAAUAUUUCAUCCAACUCCUACAGCAAUAUCCCUGCCAACUCCCAACACAACAUGUCGGCUAACUCCUCCCACCUCUCGGCUAACUCCUCCCACUUGUCCAGUGCAGAGGACACCAGCUUUUCUAAUGAGUUGACCCGUGCCUCAGACAGGCCUGAGUCUGUGCCCUCCAUCAACACAAGCAGGGUCUCGUCACACACAGUGGAAGGUGUGCUGCAGACACCUUCUCCCAGUGACAGCGGGGUGGGAGAACUCGAGGCUAUACUGCGGGAAAAAGACGCUGAAAUAAACACUUUAAGAGAAGUCAUGGACAGAAAUGAGCGUGCAAUAUUUCAGGUGUACGAAGAAAGACGCCACGUCUGGCUUCAAGACACUCAGGAACUUCGAGAUGAGUAUGAAAGAAAGCUGAAAAUCCAAAGCCGCAAGUCAUACAAAACAGAGCAGGUUCUGUCCCUUCAGGUUUACAAGCUCCAGCAAGAGCAGAAAACUCUGCUGGAGGAGAACCAGAAAAUCACAAAUGAGAAGGAGCUGCUACGACAGCAAGUGGAAGAAAAUCAAUCAGAAAUACAAGAGCUGCAGUCAAAAGUUGCUGCCCUUGAAGCAGCUGGUGCCAGCACCCUGACAAAGUCGGGUAGUUCCAGCUCCAGCAGUUUAGAGAACCAAUCUCUAAUGGAGGAGCUGGCUUUAAAAAACAAAGAACUGAUCACGUUGAAGUCACAGCUGCACAACUUUGAAGCAGACAUGGAGAAGAAAAACAAAGAGGUGGCUGAGAAAGUGCGUGACGUGGCAUCCAAGUCGGAACAGCUGAAGUCUCUGAAGGACGAGCUGACCAGGUUGAAAAACCCACCCGUGUUUUUAGAGGCGUCAACUCAGACUCACGUUCCCAGCGAGGUAGCGCCUUUAGAAAAUAUGAAACCCACAAUGCUUGGGGAGAGGGACAGGACAAUCAACAGCCUGCAGGAGGAGCUGCAGGAGAUCAAGGCGCAGGUGAGCGCACUAAAGCAGGAGCAUGAGAAGGAGAGGGAGCAGUGGCUGGAUGAGAAGAACAAAGUUGUCCGCUAUCAGAAGCAGCUCCAGCUCAACUACGUGCAGAUGCAGCGCAAGAACUCUGCGCUGGAGACAGAGGUCCAACAGCUGACCCUGGAGCUAGAGAACAGAGAUAUGAAGUUGAUAGCACUUGAUGAGGAGAGUAUGUGCUAGUGCAUGUUGCUGGUAGCACUUGAUGAGGAGAGUAUGUGCUAGUGCAUGUUGCUGGUAGCACUUGAUGAGGAGAGUAUGUGCUAGUGCAUGUUGCUGGUAGCACUUGAUGAGGAGAGUAUGUGCUAGUGCAUGUUGCUGGUAGCACUUGAUAAGGAUAGUUUGUGCUAGUGCAAGUUGCUGGUAGCACUUGAUGAGGAGAGUAUGUGCUAGUGCAUGUUGCUGGUAGCACUUGAUGAGGAGAGUAUGUGCUAGUGUAUGUUGCUGGUAGCACUUGAAGCUAGCACAUGAAGCUGGUAAUACUUGAUGAGAGGAGUAUGUACAAGCACUUCACAUUAGGCUGGUAAGACUUCACACAUAACUUGUAGCCCUCCAUGAAUCUGGAUUCACUUACUGAACAAGUUUGUGUUUAAUUAUGCACUAAAUAUUUUUUCUUAUAUUUGACAUGCACAUCACCUAUAGGAAUAUAGAGAAGAAACAUUUUCUUUUGUAAAUUGCUAAAGUCUGUACUAAAGUUGAAUGUAGGUGUAGAUAGCUGGUGGUUAGGCCUCAUGAAUCCACAUGGUAUCACAUAACAAACUUGUCUCACAGGAAUUCGUGGCACCCAGCUGUUGCUACUGAGCAUAUUCUUGUUCAUCCUUUUUUUUUUGUUCUUUUCUAAUCUGUGAUUUAAAGUUCUCCAAGAGAUGAGUUUACUAACAAUGAUAAUUCAAUCAGACUUUAUGUAAGACUGGCCACUAGGAGUGACCUAACCUAGACAUGAUCCUGUAUUUUCAUCAGAUUUGUAGCUUUCAUUUGUUUGUUGUUGUUUGUUUUUUUUUUUAUUUUAGUAAAGAAAAUUUUAAAAACAUUUUAAUAUAAAUAAUGACUGCAUUUAAAAUGUUGAAAAAUAUAUCUAAGAAUGUUUUGCGAAUGUGUUUUGAAAUUAUUGAUAAUAGUGUAGUUGUAGACUUAGUAUUUAGCAAGAACAAAACAUGGUUUGUAGAACAGUGAAAUCAAUAAGCUGCUAAAAAAUAUUGAGACAGUGGAGGGUGUUGUGCAAUAUGUGUCUUCAGUGGGAAUACACCAGCAGUUUAAGUUAUCUCAUGGGGAGUUCACACUCCAUACCAAAUACUGUUAGAGAAAAUUUUUAGAAAUUACUGGUUUAAUUAAAAUAGUUCAGCUUAUCUGUAUGUACAAUAAAACUAAAUGAUUCCAAUUGUACAUGUAAUUUCAUACAUGGAGUCAUAUUUUAUGUUAGUUAUUUUUUAAAUACUUAAUUCUUCUUCAUUCAAAAUGUGUGUGGAGUGUUACAUAAAUGUUGACCAGCUAGUCUUGUAUAUUGAAUAACAAAGUGCCUGUGUUUUAUAAUUCAAGUCAAUGCAGUGUUUUCAACUCUUUAUUUUUUUAAAUGUAGUAUUUAAAAUUGAUUCCUACAUUGCAAAAUUUCAAAUGUAUUGCUAAAAUUGGGAGACAAUUUAAUUAAAGUCCCUAGUCAGCCAAGUGAACAGUGCCAUGUACUAAGAACAUCAUUGUUCCUGAUAUUACUAUUUAAAUGGGUUAUCUCUCAACAUUAUUUUUUAGUUCUAUAUUCAGCCAACAAUGAAUGUUCACAUUUAAAAUAAACCAAUGUAAAAAAUACUUCAAAGAAUAAAAUAAUGCUUCAUUGUUUUUCAUAUAUUUCAUUAACUUAAAUCUCAUUGCAGUACCAAUUGUUGUAUAAGCUUACAAAACAUCUUAGUCUGUGUAUUAAAAUGUAAAUAAAAUAAGUAAAGUAUUGGUUCCUGUUACAUGUAUAAUAAAGAUUUCAUUUUUUAUUACAAAAAUUUUCAAAGUUAAUUUAAUUAUUUAUGUUACCCAACAGUCAGUUUAUAGUGAUUUAUUAUAACCUUUUUCAAUUAAAAUAAAUUAUUAAUCAGUUUUUUAAUUACAUAAAGCAGUAUUAACAGUUCAGAGUUUGAAUCUAUCCUGGCAUUAGUUUGAUGAUGACUCAUCUUUUAUUUUUGUCAUAUUUAAUCCAGAGAAAUUUUGACGCAGAAAACAUUUAAUCAGUGACUUAUUCCAAUCAGUGUAAGAUUGGGAGUAAUACUUAAUUAUUUUAUUGCUGGUCCCUUUUACUGAGUUACAGUACCAUAUAAGCAAUCAUAUAUUUUAUUUUCUAAAAAUGACCCUGAAAAAACUAUGGUCAUAUGUUUCUGUUUUAAUACAAUUAAGUCUGUUUAAGAUAAAGCUUCAGUACUUAACAUUUGUUGGCACACAAUUGUUACAGCAGUGGUUGAUACUAGCCAAGUUAACUGACAAUCUUCCAUACUCAAGGUUUUUACUAUGUACAGCCAUCACAAGAUGUGAUGACAUUUUUCACUUGUUUAUUUGUGUAAUUAAACCACAUAAAUGUGAUGCAAUAAUCAUAAUUAACCACCAAUCAAUGAUAACUUUUUUUUUACACAGAAGUCAUCUGCAUGUCUGAUUUUAUCAUGUUUGUGCCUUGUUAUCUGAGUAUUACAAUAUUAAGAAAAAAUCCUUGUUUUGUUUGAGCUAUGCAUGUUUAUUUAAUUGUAAACAGAAUAUAAGUAAUUCAUCAGUGCCAAUAUUUAGUUGGUUGUGAACUACAUAGCAGGUCAGAGUGUACACAGCUUUUAAGUAUCUUUUUUUACAAUCUUUGCUAAAUUGAAUAAAAAGUAUUUCUUAACAUAGGGAUAACAAUUUCUUCAAAAAUAUAGUCAGUAGGCAACUAACUCUGUAUGAAUGGCAAAACUUUGAAGUAUGUUGAAUGAAUCAAGUGAUUAUUUUUUUUGUUUCCUAGUCAUUUAUGUUAAAUACAAUUUUCUGCCUAGAAUGAUUGAUCAUUAAUAAAGUAAUGUUUAUAAGUUUUC